Molecule: messenger RNA, 663 nt
Organism: Acaulospora colombiana
Lineage: Eukaryota; Fungi; Glomeromycota; Glomeromycetes; Diversisporales; Acaulosporaceae
Source: the annotation of a GenBank genome assembly
AUGCCCAUUACUUCAACUCCUAAUGAUGUAACCGAAGAAAAGCAGGCUCCCUCUUUAGCUGAUGUGGUUAGAAUGUUGAAUACAGAAAAACUUAUCGAAUUUUUACGUGGGGAAGGACUUACAAUUCAACAAUGCUCAUUUCGAAAUCUUACGCAAGAAGAUCACCGAUGUCAAGAGCACUUGGAAGAGAGCAUCCUCGUCUUACCACAGCUUGAGGGAAGUGUUGAACAAACGGGAACAAACAUUCCGCACACCGCAUGGCAGAGAUUUUGGUAUGACUCAAAGAUUACGAGCGAAACGCAAAAGGAUUUCAGUAUGAGACCUCAACAACAAGAAAUAGGUGAUGAAAGCGCGGGGAAAGUUUAUUAUGCCACCAAUGAUUGUGUUACUUAUCGUCGAAAAAUAGACAAGUCCAGUGCAACGGAGGUUUCUUCUUCUAGUGGUCCGGUGAGGGACGUCAAUUGGUAUCGCCAGCUUUGGUGGAACACUGGCAACUUUCACCUCAAAGCUAAGUGGAAUGAGGCGACGAACAAAAACAACUGGAGGAGUAAAGAGCCAGAUGCAUCUCUUCGACCUUUUGGAAAACGUCCAGCGCAUGGUGAUGGAUAUGAUGGAGCGAGGUCGCUUAUUCCCAAGAAGAAUGAGAUCUCAAAAGAAAAGUAA